UAAAGACAAGGAGGAGUCUACCACCACCGUAGGAUAAGUAUUAGAUCCUCUGUUCUUCUUCUUUUUUCAGAGAGAAAAACAGAGGGAGGAGGGAAUUUUUUACAGUUAAAAAACGAACGAAUUGUCUCUCAUUCUGAUAUAGCAGAAACAAAGCAAUGGCUCCUCCUAGAGAAGUGAGUAAAGAAGACGAGGAAGACAGUUUGUUAUUGAGGGAGGAGCCAAUACCAGAACCAGAGGAUGAAAAACAAGAGAGAGCAUACGAAACAAGUGAGAAAGUUGUUAUUGCAAUUGAAGAUAGAGAAUCAUUAGAAUUUGAAGAUUAUUCAGUAACACCACCAUUUUCAUGGAAGAAAUUAUGGUUAUUCACGGGACCUGGGUUUUUAAUGAGUAUUGGGUUUUUGGAUCCAGGGAAUUUAGAAGGAGAUCUACAGGCUGGAGCUAUUGCUGGUUAUACAUUAUUGUGGUUGUUAUUGUGGGCUACAGUUAUGGGGUUAUUGAUACAGUUAUUAUCAGCAAGACUUGGUGUUGCAACAGGGAAACAUUUAGCAGAACAUUGUAGAGAAGAAUAUCCUAGAUGGGCAAGUUUUCUGUUAUGGGGAAUGGCUGAAUUGGCGCUAAUUGGGGCUGAUAUUCAAGAGGUUAUUGGUAGUGCUAUUGCUAUUAAGAUUUUGAGUAAUGGAUAUUUGCCUCUCUGGGCUGGUGUUCUCAUCACUGCAAUUGAUUGUUUCAUCUUCUUGUUUCUUGAGAACUAUGGAGUGAGGAAAUUAGAAGCUGUUUUUGCUGUACUUAUUGGAACUAUGGCAAUUUCAUUUGCAUGGAUGUUUGGUGAAACAAAGCCUAGUGGAAAAGAACUUCUGAUAGGUAUUUUGAUUCCAAAACUUAGCUCUAAAACGAUACGGCAAGCGGUGGGUGUUGUAGGUUGUGUAAUCAUGCCUCAUAAUGUCUUCUUGCAUUCAGCACUUGUUCAGUCAAGGAAAAUUGAUACUACAAAGAAAGGACGGGUUCAAGAAGCUAUGAAUUAUUAUACAAUUGAGUCAACUAUUGCUCUCAUGGUUUCUUUCAUUAUUAAUUUGUUUGUGACAACUGUGUUUGCAAAGGGGAUCUAUGGUACGGAUAAAGCCAACAGCAUUGGCCUGAUAAAUGCUGGGCAGUAUCUGGAGGAGAAGUAUGGAGGAGGACUUCUUCCAAUUCUUUACAUCUGGGCUAUAGGUUUAUUAGCUGCAGGGCAGAGUAGUACCAUGACUGGAACCUAUGCAGGGCAGUUUAUUAUGGGAGGUUUUCUCAAUCUGCGUCUAAAGAAAUGGUUGAGGGCGUUGAUCACAAGAAGUUGUGCAAUCGUCCCGACGAUAGUUGUUGCUCUUAUUUUCAACCGCUCCGAAGAUUCUCUGGAUGUUUUGAAUGAGUGGCUUAAUGUUCUUCAGUCUGUUCAAAUUCCAUUUGCAGUUAUUCCACUUCUAUACUUGGUUUCAAAGGAGCAAAUUAUGGGCACCUUUAAAAUUGGUCCCAAGACCAAGAUGGCAGCAUGGAUUGUGGCUGCUCUUGUGAUGGUGAUAAAUGCUUACCUUUUGCUGGAUUUUUUCCGUGCUGAAGUGACUGGUCUGUUAGUUGGUUUAAUAGUAUUUGUUAUUACAGCAGCAUACGCGUCAUUUAUUAUUUAUCUUGUUGCAAGAGUUGAUACUGUAUCCACAUUGCUGAACUCGAUUUGGCCUAAAGGAUCUGUUGUCACUGGAAACUGAUAACCAAUUCCAAGUAUCAAAAUUCUCAACAAUUGCUCUGAUGUUGCCCGUUGCAAAAAAGCUGUGUAUCCCAACUAUACAUGUAGAUUUAAAGGAGGUCAUAUGAUAAUAAAACUUUGCUCAAAUAUCUGCUGCAAAAGAUUAUUCGCAUGCCAAAGGCAGAAUCUCAAUCUCAGAGGUGCUAGUCUUGCUCUGUUGCAGAAGAAGCUUUUAUAUGGUCAGAAUUUGGGUAAUCACAUCUCUCGAUUCCUGCUCCGUGUUUCCUCAGGUAGCAAGAUUGAUGCAUGUCGCAGUUUCUCAUUGUAUAACAGUAUGGUAGAAAACCCCACAAGUACUUAAAUCUGGGAAAAUGCCCUUGUAGGGAUAUCUGUAACAAUUUUAGCUUCAGGAGUUGUAUAAAAUAGUCUAAUGUUAGGCCAAGUCUUUUGGUUCUAAGGCUAGUAAUAAAACAAUAUACGUCACUCUUUUGAAAUGUUUCCAUUGAGUUGCCGUUUCUUCUGUAUCUAUUUGAUUUUAGUAUACUUGGGAAUUUAAGUUCUUUCGUUCAGCAAA
Molecule: messenger RNA, 2288 nt
Organism: Papaver somniferum (opium poppy)
Lineage: Eukaryota; Viridiplantae; Streptophyta; Magnoliopsida; Ranunculales; Papaveraceae
Product: metal transporter Nramp3-like
Exons: 4
Coding region: 156-1736 (526 amino acids)
Biological process (GO): metal ion transport
Cellular component (GO): membrane
Molecular function (GO): manganese ion transmembrane transporter activity; cadmium ion transmembrane transporter activity
Source: RefSeq, a predicted model, not a curated record